AUGACGAAGAUCUUCGCCUCGGAGACGCACUACGUGCGCUGCAUCAAGCCGAACGCGGCGAACCGCCCCGAGGAGUUCACCUCGGUCAUGGUGCAUGAGCAACUGCGCUACAGCUCCUUGGUGCCGGGUGGGUCUUCCAGUUUGUUGAAUCAUGAGUUCCAUGUAGUUGCACGUGGAUGA
Messenger RNA from Durusdinium trenchii, 180 nucleotides. Lineage: Eukaryota; Dinophyceae; Suessiales; Symbiodiniaceae. The record is from the annotation of a GenBank genome assembly.